UAUUUUAUUUUUCUCAGUACACAAAUUUUCAUCACCAAAAUACGGUACACAGUGUCGUCUAAUGUCCAUAUACACUUGAAGAUACCAUACGAAUUUCAUAGGUGAAUAAAAAUACGACAAAGUAUUUGAUUGAAGUAAAAAAGAAAAAAAACCUACGAUUGCAAAGUACACGAUAUUAUAGGGAUAAAAGAUUCUAGGGAUUUUCUUCUCCCGAAAUUAUUUCUCUAUUCGAAAUACGCCUAAAGUGGAACAGUCGCUCACGCAACUUGUGUAGGUUACGAGUAACGUGAGGAAUUUGGAAAGGAUCACUAUCAAGAGUUAAGGAUGCCUUGUACAGUAAAGGAUUGGCAGUGGCUGGAAGAUGAGACGUAGGACGGUGUGUUUGGGUGCGUGGAGUUCGCGUCAUCGAUGACGGGUUUAACAAUGACGAAUUCGGGGUCCUCGCAACCCCAAAAGGACUCCACACCCUUGCCAGCACAGUCGUCGGGUUAUUAUCAUCUGCAGAAUCGUCAUCUUCAACAGACCCAAGAGAAGAUGACAUCCACCUCUUCACCUGGACAACCGAUACAGCUUACCCCUCUUUGGGAGCACGUGGUGCGCACAAAACGAUUCCCAACAGAUGUGGAUACGCGUUCUACUUUUAUUGAAAUAUCUGAGAGAUUGCGUGAUCCUGAAUGGGAAGUCAGACAACAUGCUCUACGUGUUCUUGUCGAUGUUCUGCCGACCCUCGACAUGAACAUCAUCGACGAGGUUAUGCGACCCGUCGUACCGGAACUGGUCAGCAAUCUUGGUCAUCCAGCACCAGCGGUCAGGAAAGGAGCUUUGGAUACCCUUAGAGUCUAUCUAUUCUACAGUCAAGAUCAGGAUAAUAUGGUUAAGAUAAUUUUGAAUGAAGGACUGAACCGUCCUGAUGCUCUGGAUAAUUUCCAGACUAAUGUCACUAUGGGUAUUAUCUUGAGCGUUCCUUCCUUGCUGUUUCCGUCAGCCAGCAGUCCUCGUCCCUCGACUCGGGUUCUCAAGGAAACCACUGCAGCCUUGGCAGCUCGUCUUGUGCAGGUAACUCACCAGGAGGCAGCACUGAGGUCGUUGGUCAAGAUACGCGAAGCCAUAGGAGCUGAGGAACUUGAUUCGUAUCUUCUGGAAUACAAUCCGAAAGUCAAGAGGGAUUUUUAUGUUCUCUGUGAGGUUUAUGAUAUGAAAGUAACUCCCAAGCUGAUUGGGAAUGGGGAAAUCAAAGGAAGUAGUGGAGAGAAGGAUGUUGUACCCUUGGAUCAAGCCUGGGGUAGCGAUAGUGACUCUUCCGGUAUUGCUGAAGAGGAUCCUGAUGUCGUAAUUGGCGCCAUGCCACCUGCGCGAGUUCUUCUUGAAACGGAAAUAAAAUUUAACGAGGAAACGGCUAUCACGAUGACUAUCCUUGAGGAGAAGAACGAUGAAAGUGAUCAUGGUGAGGAUCCGGACGAUGAGAGCGAAUCUGAUGAUGAGAAUGACCUGGAGGUUGUGCAGGUACUUCAGGAUAUACCUCCAGACAGACGGAAAACUCCUAGACGCGUUCACUUCGGUGGAGAAAUUGUUAAACUCAGAACACCGGACAGUGAUGACUCUGGGUUAGCUAAAUCAGACAUGCCUCUUACGAAAAUUCCACUUCCUGUCUCGCCAGCGACUAAGAUGCCACUCCAUCGACGUAGAUCCUUGUCGCAGCCGUCCAGUCCUAACCCGAGGAAGCAUCAUCCUAGAAGAGUAUCUCGAUCUCAGUCCAGUAGUCCUAGACGUGAGAUUUAUACCCACAAUGCUGAUCUGAGUCCGAAGAAAAGUAUCCUGUCUAGAACCAGCAGUCCAAUUUUUAUUAUUCAACCGGUCAAGACUCGGAGGAAGAGAAGAUCUACUAAAGUACCUUCCGGUAAAUUUGACGGUAACGAAGAAAAUGAAAAAACUGAAUUGGAAAGCAUCACCACCAGUAAUGAUACUUCAGUUUCUAACGAUCCAUCAAAAUCUAUUAGAAGCGAUCAAAAAUCUUUUGAAGUCUAUCCAAAUACCAUCAUUGAGGAAACAAACAUAGAGGAGAACAGAUUAUUAAAAGCUGCCAUAGAUCACCAAACACCAACUGAAAAUUCAUCCAAAAAAAGUAGUGAAAAAUACAUAAUAGAGCAUUCUUUGGAAACCUCUAAGGAAAUGCGAAACAGUGUAGCAGAAUCUGACUUUAUGAAAGAUUCCGGGAUCAUCAAUUCUAAAAAAACGGAUGAAAGUAUCGACACCAAGGAUUCUCAAAAGCGUUCCCCGCGACCGUCUAGUAGAGGUACCUUCGAGACAUUUCCAAGACAAGAGCGUAAUUAUAUCCUAAUGGAAUUAUCGAGCCCUGUAAGAAAAAAGGCUCAAGACACUAAAAGCGAUUCAAUGGAAAACAGCACCUCGGGGAAUUUAACAAAAACAGAUACUAUAUCGGUAUUCGACCCUGAAGAGACAAGGUCGAAGAAUUCUUCGUCCAUCGAACCAGUCGACGUCAUUAAUUCAAAAUUAAAACCUUCAAUCGGACAAAAGGAGGAGAAAAACACAAUGGAGACAGGGACGGCAGACCAGUCGACUAGUCGACUAAUCGAUAGCUUUUCAAUAGCAGUCAAUGAACCCGACGAAUCGAAUUCGACGCUCAAUGAUACCGGGAAAGUCUUUGAAAUAACGACGGCAAAGACGACGCAGAAUGAGCUUUCACAACGCGAUCAAUUUCCGGUUAUAUGUACUGAGCCUCCUGCUAUUCCUGUGGAAGCUACAAGAAACAACGACGCAGUCGAGAAUCAGUCUGAAAAUCGUGUGGCAAUUGCGACAGCUGCUCGCAAGGCUCGCGACAAAUCAGGCCUGGAAGAUUAUAGUCAAGAAAGCUCCAGGGAGCUUGAUAAAAACACUGAUGAAAGUACGAUAACCGUCGAGGGUAGCGAAAGCGUGACCUGCAGUAGCAGCGAGGGUGAAGGAAAAGUUGAGGAACUUAACUGGGAAGAAUUGAGUCUGGUUAGUCAAGAGAUUCUCAACGAUUUGCAUAACAAGGAUGAUUGGAGAGCAAGGGUCCGUGGGUUGGAACGUAUUGCGUCUGCUUUGCGAACGUCUUCGGCUUUGGUUGCGAUCGAAUCCCGCCUUGGUUCCCUCCUGCAUUCAGUCCUGGGUGGGGAAAGAAGCUGCCGGGUCGCCGCGGCGGGUCUGGCAGUCGCAAGGGUCGUGGUGGCAGGGGUUGCUGAAGAGGCUCUCAAACGUCGAUUACCGCAGCUUGCUUGGGGUCUUGCGAGGCAAGGUGGGCCCAAUGCCGCGCAACUUGCCAGGAUCGCGAUGCUCAGGCUCAGACCAGCCCUUCUCUUAGAACAGUUCCUUCAGCCUCACUGUAUCGGCGCCAGAAACGCCAAGACCAGAGAAAAUGCUUUGCAGCUCCUGAUCUUCUCAUUAGUGACAUUUCCCAGCACAGAAUUCAAAGUGGAAAUGGUGGCGAACAAGGUGGCCGCCAUGGUUGCCGAUCGUCGCAGAAGAGUAAGACAAGCUGCGCUUGACACUUUGGCUGUUCUAGCACAAAUUUAUGAGCCUGAGGAAGUUCUGCAUGCUGGUGAACGUGCUGCCAAAGGUCGACGAGAUGCCGAAGAAAUGAUGGCAGCGAUCAGAGCACGUCUUGCCCGGAAGUCGUUACCCUUAGUUUCAGCGGAUGGUCUGGUAGUUUAUGGACUGCAAAUUUCCCCCACUGUUCAAAUAGCAACUGGAGCGGAUGUCGAUUGGAUAGUUGCCGGAAGUGGUUCAGUAUCGCCGGGUUCAGGUCGUACCAGAGGCCAAAUAAUAGCCACCUCAACAAGAUUAGAUAAUGGAAAAUCAUCACGAAUUGAUUCGGCAAAAAAUACUAGAAAUCCAUGGACGGAUCGACCGAACCUCGUUGCUGUUGGCGUUGGUCUCCAUUCCCGAAAUCAACACCCGGUCGCCUGGCAACUUGUUCCAUUUAACAAUCGGGAUGAUCAGCAUCCCAGAGAUCAAAGAUGGAACUCUGAUGAUUCUAACGUAGACGUGGGAAUUUCUAACGAAAAAGGAACAAGUCAGAAGUUAAGAUUGGAGGAAAAAUUUCGAAGAUUUUAUCCAGCGUCGAAGAGAAUUCAGGAUUGUAUUGAAAGCGAAUCCUCGACUUCCGGUGACACUCCCAAUGAAGAUCUUCACGGAAGUCAACAGCUGGAUGAUCAGAUUCAAAUUACUAACUCUUCAACGCGGGAAAGAGUCAAUAGCAGAACUCGACUAGGUAGUCCACCACCUCAGGAAGGAGCAACGAAUAAAGUAGAAUCCAAAAUACCAAUAUUAUAUUCUCGCGAACGAGGAUUCAACACGAAGGAAUCAUUUGCCGGAAGUACGCAAGUGCGGCGCAACGUCAAUCUCGAGAUAAACGGAAAUGACAAAACCAGCGUGAGCGGCCUACCAAAAAGAAGAAUACAUGAAAGCACCGAGAGUCAUGAAAAUAAAAUGUACACGCGAGAUGAGAAUAUCAAUUACGGAAGCAUGUAUCAGAGAAGAAAACGUUUCAUAGAGGGAACUGCUUUUCAAGGAUUACCAUCAGCGGCUCACAUAAAUAAUUCCUCCGAUUCACAUUACGAAAGUCAAAUAAGUGGUAAAAAAUUCACUGGCUACAAUGGCAGAAAAAUAAUAACGGAAGAAGCGCAUAAGAUAUUCACGGAAAUUCCGACAACGCAAAGUUAUCAAACAUCACGAAGUUCAAACAGAUUUUCCCAAAGUCCAAACAGAAGAAGGAAACAGUACCGUUCCAAUUCCGAGGAACGCCGUUACGAUUCUGUUCCAAAAACUGCACCACAACAGACAUAUCAAACACCUUAUCAGCGACAAAGUGGGCCAAUGGAUACAAGCAUGAUUUCUAAAUUACAAACUGCGUCAUAUUCUUCAAAUCACUUUUCAUUUGGAUAUCAGGGAUCAGUGAAAAGAUCAAAUAACGACAUUACCAAUAACAAUACAUUACACAGAAAGGAUACGUAUUUCCAAAGCACAACAGACAAACAACACGCGGGAACUGACGUAAACACUGCCGACACCCGAAUACGUGUACUUCCAAAUAAUCUUGAAGGGAAGCUGCGAUCUCGUUCUCGUUCCGAGAUUCGUUAUCCCGAGAAAAUGGACAGGGUGAUGUCAUACGGCUUGCAAACAGCAUCAGUCCAAAAUUUAGACAAGGCCACCCCUGACGAAGCAGAGUACAAUGACAGGAACAGACGUCAAUUUACAUCUCAGAUGAGCGUUUAUCCUGUGGAGAAUUUAAAUGGCCAGGAUCUACAGUAUAAAGCCUUCGACAAUCCACGAUCAAACAGCGCCAGCAGCUCUACGUCGAUUGCGUCCAUUGGAUUGGGUCACAGGAAGGAUAGAUUAAAAAUAACCCAGGACCAACAACAUAGUACUACGAAGUACAGUACCAACAACAUCAACAGCAACAGUCGCUCGUCUUCGCGACAAAGUCAAAAUGAAGAAAAGGCUUUUGAUAUUGUUCCUCAACACUCUAGUCCUCGACGUAAUUCAGUAAAUUCUUACAUUAUCUCACAGUAUGAUAAAGGAUUAAUCAGUCCUGCUGAAUCCAGCGUUUUAGUCAUUGAAGACGGUGACAGUCAAGAGACUAGUACAGAAGAGGAAACAAAGUCUGGGGAUGAACUAGAAAAACAAUUGAAUUUCAAUAGUAGCAACAGUCGCGAUAAUGAUCAUAGUGAUGACAGUGAUGAUGACAAUUCUGAAAUAGAUCUAGUCGAGAGAGGCGAAACUGAAAAAUCAUCUCAUUUUAUCUCGUCGGAUGAUAGCGUAUGCAUAAAUCAUUCAUUGAAAUCAUCCGAUGAAUGUUUAUUAAUGGAUAACGCCAUGAGAGAGUUCAGCGAUGUUCGUUCCACCAAUUCGGAUGAAAAAAAUUCGAAAAAAUCAGAGUCGCCAUUUUCUGAUCGUUCGAUCAGCAAUAAAUCUUUUAAUUCUGAUAUGUCCAAGUCCCCUUCGGUACAAACUGUUUGCAUUGCUUCGCAGAAGUCAUUGGAUAUUUCGAAUGAAAAUGACAUCGAGGAACUUGAAAUCGAAGAGGAAGUAAUUCCUAGUCCCAUUUAUUCAAAAACAAAUGAAACUAUCUCCUUUCAGUCUCUGGAUACCAAACUCCUUGCUAGAGAGGCCAGUGCGCCGAAUUCACCUUCUAGACUUGAAACUUUUACAACUGAUUCAAGAGAAGCAAUCGAGUACGAAGAGUCUAGAAGCAAUAGGGAAUCUAAUAUUAUUUUACGUAAUUCAAAUAACAAUCAUAUGACUUCUCAACAAUCCAUUUCUCAAGAGACCUUAGAGGAUAUAGCGUCACCGAACAAUUCUAACACGUCCACUCCACAUUCUACGAAUCUUUCCCAUUCGAAUAAAAGUGCUGGUGGCGAAGUAGGAUCCAGUAUGGCAGAUAUGGGUAACGAGAGUCGUUCAUCGUCACCAAUGGAUCUUGUCGAACCGCCGAAGAAGAUGCCAUCGAGGCUCGUACGCAGUAGAAUAAAACCUCGAGUGAAUACAAUGAGAACAAUGCAAAAUUCAUCUGGACAAAAUCUCACGAAACAGAUAGAAAAGCCAAAAAUAUCUGUACAACAGUGCUUUGCGCAAUUAGAGCAUAAAGACUGGGAAGUUUCCAUGAAAGGCCUGAAGAUGCUCUCCCAAAUCGUUCGUUCUAAUCCUGAACAACUAGAGACAUACGGUCCAGGAACCAUAAGCAGAGUCUUAGGAAAGCAUAUAAGAAAUCUUCGUUCCCAAGUAUCUCGCGUAGCUUGUCAAGCUGCAGGAGACGUUUUCAGUGCCCAAAUUCGCGGAAUUGAUCAGGAAUUGGAUGACAUUGCAGGUCCAUUGUUACACAGAACAGCCGAUACGAAUAAAUUUCUACGGGCUGAUUGUAACGCUGCCCUAGAUAGCAUGAUUGAACAUCUUCCCCCUCACAGAACAAUAAGUGUCAUCGUUUAUCGUGGAGCUACACAUCAAAAUGCUAUUGUAAGAGCUGCAACGGCUAGAUUGUUAUCUACCGUAAUUGAUAAAAUUGGAGGAGAUCAUGUAAUGACUUUACCACGUGAAGUCCGCGAGAAGCUUUUAGGUACCGGCGCAAAAUUAUUGAUCGAUGGUAAUCUGGAUGCUAGGAAUUAUGCUAAGAAGAUGUUCAGAUCAUUGAUGCGGUGCGACGGCUUCCGGAAGGCACUCACGGAUUCCGUACCAGAGAAUACAUUACGGCAUAUCGAUAAGACAUUGAAAUCACUUUAAUUAUAAACGCGCUUUGAUAUUUACCCUGACAGAAUUCGAUGUUUUCGACGACUCUCGUUGUCUGAUGCUCGUUGUUUGCUCUGAAUGUGAGAAGAAUAUUUUUCAUGGGAAUAUAAAGUCAACACACGUGCAAGUGAUAUGAUUGAUGUGCAAAAGAAGCGUCUGAUAUGUGGUACGAAUGAGAAUGAUUAUUUCAUUUGGAUAUGUGUGAUGCCUUUUUUUAAAUUAGUAAAUAAAAGCAAUUCAGGGCUGUGCUUUUGAAAUGAGGAAUAUUGAGUAAAAUAGGAUUUGUCGUACGCAGAAUUUUGCACGUCGAUCGGUACCGUUACUCUCGUAUGACAUAUUUAAAAGCAAUUCAUUCUGUAAACUAGAAACUGAUAAUCGACCUAUUAUUGAUUUGAUACGUUUUGAUACCUGGGAUUUUUAUUCUGUACAUUUUUUUAUACUGUAAUUAUAAUAUCGAUAUAUUGUCAUUAUGUGUUUGACUGAUGACAGUGGCCUUCGUAUUGAAAUGAAUUACGUAUAAGAAUUAAAGUUAAUAUUCUGAAAUAUUAUAAUAUUCAACUGUUUUUUUUUUGUUUGAAAUAGAUCUGUAGUAAUAUAUAUAGAGUUAUUCAGUAGAAACGCACCACCCGAAUAUAGUUCUACCAUGGGAAUCAAAUGGAGGGGCUAACUUCAGGUGGUGCGUUUGUGAAUAAUGAAUAACCGUGUAUACGUUUUUUUUUUUGGUAAAAAUAUUAUUAUGGAAGAAAAAAACAAAAUGUCUUGUUACUUCACCAACUCUACGAAAGUGAGUUGCAGGAAGUAGAAUUAAAUCCUGAAGCAGUACAAGGAAAGGAAUGCAUUGCUCAUGGCAAUGAUUCUGUUUCUCAUUGAUGAAACAAACAUGAACGAUCUGAGCUCAAUGAAGAAAGUCAUUCAGUAAUAAAUAUACGACAUCGUAAAGGCAUCUCUUCGGAAGAACAGGAUCUUUUGUUUAGAGGCGUUGAUUGAGAAUUGCUCAGAAAAAGUAUUUAUAAUAAUCCGGUCCAACGUAUGUGUAAAUCGUUAAUUUACUCAGCUACGAGUUUCUUAAAUCUGUACCUCGAUAUAUAGUUUAUUGAUAAUGAAUAAUUUAUAUUUAUACGCAUACGAACUUAUAUAGUUGUUUAUAAAGCAUACAUAAGUAUAUUAUUGAUAAAUAUAAUUAAUGUUGUUGUA
Cephus cinctus (wheat stem sawfly) is the source of this 8454-nucleotide messenger RNA. RefSeq lists its product as uncharacterized. Gene Ontology annotation, molecular function: microtubule binding. Gene Ontology annotation, cellular component: cytoplasmic microtubule; cilium. Bases 409 to 7254 code for a protein of 2281 amino acids. Gene Ontology annotation, biological process: microtubule cytoskeleton organization. NCBI's taxonomy places the organism in Eukaryota, Metazoa, Arthropoda, Insecta, Hymenoptera, Cephidae. The transcript is spliced from 28 exons. The record is from RefSeq and is a predicted model, not a curated record.